AACAGAUUCCCUCGGGCCGCGUCCUGGCCCAAUAAGAGCUAGGAGAGGGGCCGGGCCCACAUCAGCAUUUCUUGCUAUGUGUAUCGUUUGAUUCCCACGUUGUCAAUGGUUCACCUGCAUCACCUCAGCCAGCCAAGUCGUUACAACCAGGGCCGCAACCUUCCCAGCCUCAAAGGCUUGCUAGAGCUUAAAGGCAUGCUGCAACGUCGAAUUCCCCGUCGAUGUAGCCGUCCAGGCGUAUCCCCCCUUUGCUUACGAUGAGCGACCCCCUUUCCGGAGAUUCCGAGGCGCCGUCACCAGAAGACUCAGAAGCCGCAGAAAACCCCGGCCGAGAAGCUCUGGCUCACGGCCCACUGGCUCCGGAAACGCAUGAUGAUGGCCCAGAUGCCGCCUCCGACUCGGACAGCAUCGCGGACUCGGCAAUCGCCAGUGAGACUGACAUCUUAUCGACAAUGACAGCGCCGGACGAGUUCUUCACAUUUAUCGAGGAGAACGGCAGGACAUACCACAGCUACAAAGCCUCAAAAUACUUGCUCCCAAAUGAUACCAGGGAACAAGAGAGGCUUGACCUGCAGCAUCUCUUGUACCUAGAAACGACGCACGGGAAGCUGUUCCUAGCCCCAGUGCGGGAGAACCCGAGGAGAUGCCUGGACCUGAUGACAGGAACGGGGAACUGGGCGAUCGACUUUGCCGAUGCAUUUCCGAUGUGCGACGUGUUAGGCACGGAUCUCAGCCCCAUACAACCGCAAUACGUCCCUGUCAACUGUCGUUUCGAGGUGGACGACGCGGAGGAUCAGUGGAACUUCCGGACCAGGUUCGACCUCAUCCACGCCCGCGCAUCAGUCCUCUGCUGGCGCAACUACGCCGCGCUCGCCAACGAGGCCUACCAGGCAUUGGAGCCUGGCGGGUGGCUCGAGAUGCAGGAGUUCAACCACAGGCCUUUGUUCCACGGCGAGGCCGCAAAUAGGAGCGCAAUUAAGAAAUAUUGCGAUCUGAUUGUCCAAGGCGCACAGAGCCAGGGCAUCAGUGUCACUGGCUUUAUGGAUAUGAAAAGACACAUGACGGAGAGGGGUUUUGUAAAUGUCGAGGAGAAGCGGUUUAUAUGGCCGCUUGGGACGUGGGCAAAUGGGCGCCACUCCCGGAACCUUGGUAUCUUGCUCAAGCAGAACUUCAUAAUGGUCGUCGAGGCCCUUGCCCUCCGGCCUCUGUCUCGUCUUGGAUGGUCUCAGGAAGAGAUCCAAGUCCUGUUGGCACAGGUGCGACAAGAGCUCCGGGACAACAGCGUCGAUGGCUCCGCAGAAAUUGUUUUUAUAUAUGGUCAAAAGCCCCCAAGCUGAUAUCUUGAGUGCACUGAGCGUUCUUUUGAAGAGUUUACGUCAUCAGCGGGCACAUUUGGCUCCGCCGGCCCAGCUUCGAGCAUAAGAGAGUGCUUGAACAGAAAGAGGCCACAGACGCGAUGGAGACCCGUAAAGUCUUUGAGGGACCAAUUGAUCCGAGUACGGGUGACUAGUAGUGAGUUGGGUCGCUGGUGGCGGGGAGGUCGCAAGCCCAGAGCUGGAGUAGUAGUAAGGCGGGAGGAUGAGUCCACACCAACACACAAACUAAACAAGCAAACGAAAAGGAGACAAUUUACCCGAGACCCGACUCACAUGCAACUCCGCCGGCAUGCCUGCGAAAUUAUCAAGUCUAGCUCAACAAUACUUAUCACUGUAUGACGGCGCCGUAUAUGGCUUCGGACGUGGUUAUACGAAAUACGAACGCGAAAACAGCUAGCUCAAAACUGGUAUGGAACCUUGG
Messenger RNA from Diaporthe batatas, 1797 nucleotides. RefSeq lists its product as uncharacterized. Lineage: Eukaryota; Fungi; Ascomycota; Sordariomycetes; Diaporthales; Diaporthaceae. Gene Ontology annotation, molecular function: methyltransferase activity. The coding region runs from base 258 to 1337 and encodes 359 amino acids. The transcript has 4 exons. The record is from RefSeq and is a predicted model, not a curated record.